UGCGUUACAGAUAUCGCCGGUCGAUCACUGAGCUCCGUGGCACCGUUCAAUACAGAGUCAGGUUCGCUGUUCGAUCAACUCCAUUCCGCGCCGCUGUUCGAUAAGCGAAGGCCGCGUUCGAUUACUCCGCUCCGGGUUUUACGCGCUUCCCGCUCUUUUUUUCCCCCCUUCUCGCGAACUCCGGCCCCUCGCGCUCUCUCUAUCAGCCUCUCACUCCGUCUCAAUAUGUCUCAAGAUGGCGGCCAAUGCGGGAUCGAUGUUUCAAUAUUGGAAGCGCUUUGAUUUACAGCAACUGCAGAGAGAACUAGACACCACUGCUACGCUACUGGCCAACAGACAAGAUGAGAGCGAACAGUCCAGGAAAAAGCUCAUCGACCAGAGCCGCGAAUUUAAGAAAAACACACCAGAGGAUCUGCGCAAGCAGGUAGCUCCAUUGCUGAAGAGUUUUCAGGCCGAGAUCGAUGCGUUGAGUAAAAGAAGUAAAGAAGCAGAGGCUGCCUUCUUGAACGUCUAUAAGAAACUGAUCGAUGUCCCAGAUCCCGUCCCGGUGUUGGAGCUCGGCCAGCAGCUGCAGCUGAAGGUACAGCGGAUGCACGACAUCGAGACUGAGAACCAGAAGCUGCGCGAGACGCUGGAGGACUACAACAAAGAGUUCGCCGAGGUCAAGAACCAGGAGGUGACUAUCAAAGCACUUAAAGAGAAGAUCCGGGAAUAUGAACAGACCCUGAAGAACCAGGCGGAGAACCUGGCACAGGAGAAAGAGCAGCAGCUCCACAACGACUAUGCAGAGAAAGAGAGGCGAUUGCAAGAGUCGCAGGAAUCAAUGGCCUCCAGGUUGGAAGAGGCAGAACACAAAGCCCAGAAUCUACAGACAGCACUUCAAACCACUCAGGCAGAGCUGUUCGACCUGAAGACCAAGUACGACGAGGAGUCCACGGCAAAGGCCGACGAGAUCGAGAUGGUCAUGACCGAUCUGGAGCGAGCCAAUCAGAGAGCAGAGACAGCCGAGAGAGAGGCCGAGUCACUGAGGGAGCAGCUCACGUCAGCUAACAAGUCCCUACAGCUGGCCACGCAGAUCCAGAAAGCUCCGGAUAUGGAGCAGGCGGUGGAGGUGGUGUCACGCUCCAGUCUGGAGGCCGAGCUGAGUGCUAAGGAGCGGGAGAUGGUGCAGCUGGUGGAGGACGUGCAGAGACUGCAGGCCAGUCUGGCCAAACUGCGCGAGAACUCCUCCACCCAAAUCAGCCAGCUAGAGCAGCAGCUCAGUGCCAAGAGCGUCACUCUCAAGCAACUGGAGGAGAAGUUACAGGAGCAGGCCGACUACGAGGAGGUGAAGAAAGAGCUGAGUAUCCUGAAGUCCAUGGAGUUUGGGCCGUCUGACAACGCCACAGCGCAGGACUCGUCUAAACCGCUGGAGGUGUUACUGCUGGAGAAGAACCGCAGUCUUCAGUCCGAGAGCGCGUCGCUCCGCAACGCCAACACCGAGCUGAGCGGACUCUACGCUGCGCUCCAGGUGGAGUUUUCAGCCGCAGUGAAGACCAGCGCUGAGCAGAAGGAGCUCAUCUUCAAACUGGAGCACGACCUGAGCACCAUCCAGACCAUGUCCUCCCUGUCACGCCCGGACGCUGAGGGGGCGGACGUGAGCGGCAUGGACCGAAUCCCUGAGCCUAUUAAAGAGGCCACGGCUCUGUUCACAGGAGUGGGUGGUUCUUCUCUGGCUGAGCUUCCUCAGGGUCAGAUGGACUCUCUGCUGUCCAUCAUCUCCAGCCAGAGAGAGAGAUUCCGAGCUCGUAACCAGGAACUGGAGGCUGAAGGUCGUUCUAUGCAGCAGACCCUGCAGGUCCUGCAGUCGGAGCUGGACAGUCUGCGCGCUGACAACAUCAAACUGUAUGAGAAGAUCAAGUUCCUGCAGAGUUACCCGACCAGAAGUGGAGGCAGUGAUGACACCGUGAUGCGCUACUCGUCACAGUACGAGGAGAGACUCGACCCCUUUGCCUCCUUCAGCAGGAAGGAGCGCCAGAGACGAUACCUGAGCCUCAGCCCAUGGGACAAGGCCACCCUCAGCUUUGGUCGCGUCAUCCUGUCCAACAAGAUGGCCAGGACUAUUGCUUUCUUCUACACGCUCUUCCUCCACUGCCUGGUGUUUCUGGUUCUCUAUAAAACAGCCUGGAGCGAGAGUAUUGGCCGGGACUGUGCUGCAUACUGUGCUAAGAAGUACUCGGACCACCUGCACCGUUUCCACGAGAACGGCGAGAAUGCCGAGAUGUGGCAGUGAAGCAGCGUGACCGCGAAAGCUGACGGUCUUCGUUAUUUCUCUACUCUUUCGCUCAAAUACAUGACUAUAACUUCGUACUCUAAAUUAGUACCCUAUGUCCUAAAAACAAUGUGAUUCAGACACAACCUGGCACAAACGCUUUCGUAUUUCGCUUUGGAUUUCCGAGCAAAGCCCGAUCGCACCACUAGAGGGUGCAGUUGGUUUGUUAGCGUCGAGAGACUAAUCCAAAAUGCCUAACGAUUAUAUCAUACAGUAGAGAUCAGUAUAAAGGAGCAUUUCUGUGCCUGUGCAUGCGAGCUGGUUCAUAACUCUAAUCAAAGAAAACAUCAAUCAUUCCGCUUGACUUUACAGUGGGGACCAGUUUAUGUUGGAAUUCUUCUUUCUUUCUUUCUUUUUCUUCUCGAGGAACGUGAAAUGAUUAGUAGGUGAUUAAAUUUUACAUUUAGUUAAGUUCAUAUAUAUAUAUAUCUCAUAUUAUCUUUAAAACAUUUAGCAUUAUUAUAUGCUUUAAAAAUAAAAAAAUUCUUGUCAUUUGAACCCCAAAUCAUUUAAAUCAUUAACAGGGUUUGGGGUUACUAUGAUCUCUAUUUAAAUUCUACGCAGAAGCCUAAUCAGUAGGGUAGAAAUGAAUAAAUAUAUAUUAGUUUUGUGGAAAGUUAAACCUAGGGUUCAGGGUGUGUUAACGUUUUAUUGUGUUCGUGGAGCUCAAAAGCGAGUUGGUUGAUAUGGAAGAUCUGACCGUGUUGUUUACAGAUCAUCUGAUCAUCUCAUUGUGUUUUGUUCAGCACGGUACAUCAUGUUAUGAUCUAGAUUGUGUAAUACAUAUGCGAGCAUCGUCCGUUUCCUGUGCGAAUUGGCACGUCUCUGUUUUGCUGUUUUCUCUUAUUAUUAACCUAAUAAAACUGUCGAGCAUCUACAACGGGUCGAUCGUGGUUAUUAUUGUGUUUUUUGGUUGUUGUUGUUUUUUGUUUUUUUUUAAAUAAAGCUUUGCACGUUAAUAUAUUAAAAUGGAGGAUCUAUAUCUAGCUCUAUAUAUGCUCAAUAAUCUUUGAUCUUAAACUGGUGUUAAAGCAGCAGUUUGUCAUUUUUUGCGCCCUCUGCAGCCUGUGAGGUGAAACAAAGGGACAAGCUUUCAGCCUCCCAGAAACCCACAAAGCCCUUAAUCUUCCCCAGCUCAGCGCAAUUAUUACAAGUCAUUUUGGCUUUAAAUAAAUAAAUAAAUAAUAAAGCGUCUGCUAAAUGAGUAAAAUGUCAAAUGAGUUGUCUUUAAAGGGAAAUUGGUGACCGGGGGGCGGAGCUAAUUUCCGGGCUGGGGAUUUAUUUAUUUAUUUAUUUUUAAAUAAAUAAACAGAAGCCUGAAAUAAAGAGACUAGCCGUAUGUCUUAACAAGGCAGAAAUGCUUAUAAAAUAGAAAACACUUCAAAUGUUUCAACAUGGUAUCACUUCACAUUAACCCUUUACUGCAUGGUGUUGCCGUACGG
This is a messenger RNA of Ictalurus furcatus (blue catfish), 3753 nucleotides long. RefSeq names its product cut-like homeobox 1b (gene cux1b). Lineage: Eukaryota; Metazoa; Chordata; Actinopteri; Siluriformes; Ictaluridae. Gene Ontology annotation, biological process: intra-Golgi vesicle-mediated transport. Gene Ontology annotation, cellular component: Golgi membrane. The record is from RefSeq and is a predicted model, not a curated record.